UGCAUCGUUCCUUUAUCUCCUUCACUCUACACUCACAUGUCACAGUUGGCUAAUCGCUAGUGCUGGACUGCUGGGGUUAGCUGCGGGGCAUUAUAUCGCAUUUCAGUACUGCAUAGUGACAACGAAACAGUAGGUCCAAAAGAGGCACCUUGUCCAAGGACACGGAACAAUCAUAGCAGGACUAGCUGAGAUGCGUAAAUCAGCUUCUUUCACACUGACCCACGGAAGGUCGGCAACCGUGACAUUCCAACACCCCGAGUUGCUGGCACACAACCACCCCGAGUUGCCAAGAUGUCGGUGCUGCGCGUCUUCCAACACAUGCGGAAGUGCCGCUUCGCCGGUGAAGGCAAGCCGCUACCGUCUCGGAUAGCUCGGAGAUACGCGACCAGCGAUGGCGGGCCGCUGGACUCCCGCCGCGUGCUGACCAGUGAUACGGCCAUGCCGGACAUCCCCGCCUACAGUAACUACGCCGAGGCGAUGCUCGCUAUGUGUGAACACCAUGGCGACAGUGACGCGUUCGUGGAUGCAGACACGGGCCGCGCGCUCACGUUCCGCGACGUACGUGACCUGACCUUGAACCUCGCCGCGCGGCUGCGGGCCGACGGCUUCCGGCCUGGCGACGUACUCGCUGUCGUCGCUCCGAACGAGAUCGAGUUCGUCGCACCGUUGCUCGCAGCGCCAUCUCUCGGCGGCGCGCUCACAGCCGUGAAUCCUUCACUGACGCCUGGUGAUUAUAAGUAUCAGAUAGAGACGUCGGGAGCGACGUACGCGAUGAGUCAUCCGGCGAGUCACUCCCGCCUGAUGGAGGCCCUCCACGGAAACACCGCCAUCCGCAAAAUGUACUCCUUCGGCGACGUUGACGGCUGCAUGCCGCUGUCGGCUCUCUCGUCGCCCGACGACGAUUUCAAGAUGGCGUUCGUCGACGUCGCCGAUGCGGUGGCAGCACUGCCGUUCUCCAGCGGGACGACGGGCCGACCGAAGGCUGUCAUGCUCACGCACCGCAACCUGUUGUCGAACGUCUACCAGUGCACGCACCCGGACUACCUACACCUCACCCGCGACCAUCACUGCCUCAGCAUCCUGCCAAACUUCCACGCGUAUGGCUUCAUCGUCAUCCUCCGCACACUCUUCACCGGAGCCACGACCGUCACCUCGGCAAAGUUUGACCCGACGAAAUACCUGGAGACGAUUAAGCGCCGCAAGAUCAACUACCUUUACACGGUGCCGCCAAUCAUCAACCUACUCGCCAAGCAUCCGGCGGUGAGCAACUACGAUCUUUCGAGUGUGGAAACGAUUCUAUCGGGUGCGGCUGCUCUAGGAGUGGAGUUAUCCAAGCAGCUGAUGGAGCGAGUACCGAGCGUCAAGUGCCUGCAGCAGGGCUGGGGAAUGACGGAGCUGAGUCCGGUGGGGCUGGCCACGUCCCCCGUCCGUUACAAGAUGGGCACGGUAGGUAAGGUGGUGCCAGGCACGGAGAUUGUCGUCGUGAGCCCGGAGACAGGGCAAGCUCUCCCUGCGCACGAGCCGGGAGAGCUGUGGCUACGCGGUCCUCAGGUGAUGAAGGGUUACCUUAACAACGACGUCGCCACACGUGAGACCAUCAACGCCGACGGCUGGCUGCGGUCUGGAGACGUCGGCUACUAUGACGAUGACAACGUGUUCGUCAUUUCAGACCGUAUGAAAGAACUGAUAAAAGUUAAAGGCUACCAGGUGGCGCCAGCUGAGCUGGAGUCAGUCAUCUCCGGACAUCCGGGCGUGGCGGAUGUGGCCGUGAUCGGAAUUCCGGAUGAACGCUCCGGGGAACUUCCAAAGGCGUUUGUCGUAAAGAAAGUGGAUUCACUCACUGCUGACGAUAUUAUUAACUUCACUAACGAGAAAGUUGCGCACUUCAAGCAACUGAAAGGAGGGGUUGAGUUUCUGACGGAAAUCCCGAAGUCGGAGAGUGGCAAGAUACUGCGCAGGCUUCUGCGAUAGUGGGAAAAUAUAUCUUUAGCUUUCUUACGCAGGAGAACAGGUCUAUUAGCACCCUGUCGCGACAUCUGUAACUGUUCAGUGGUCUUUCGACAUAUCUGUUGCACUUGUAACCACACACGAAUACAUUUACCAAUGCGCGUGCACUACUUUUAUACAGAGAAAUUCGUAUAAAUGCCAUUAAUUGGUUAUUGAUUUCAUUUCAAUUGCAAUGCAUUAAUGUUAUUUUGAUACGAUGCUUAGUCACUGUUUCACGUUAUGCCCCGUUUUUUCGCGGGUCUGUGCACUAUUUUUCACUAGGCUAAACUUCUCUCGGAAACACUGACCAGUGUUGAUUGUAUUAUUUACCUGACGUAUUGUGUUAUUUAUCAGCAAUAGUAUGUUUAUCAUAGUUAUGUAAGGACUGGUGAUACUUAGGGGAGAAGUUCAAUCUGGACACUACAGGAAUCCGAUGAUAAAUCUGUAAUAAAAAAAAAUUAUUAAUAGCAAAUUUC
Molecule: messenger RNA, 2462 nt
Organism: Priapulus caudatus
Lineage: Eukaryota; Metazoa; Priapulida; Priapulimorpha; Priapulimorphida; Priapulidae
Product: probable 4-coumarate--CoA ligase 5
Exons: 3
Coding region: 292-1971 (559 amino acids)
Molecular function (GO): CoA-ligase activity
Source: RefSeq, a predicted model, not a curated record